Molecule: messenger RNA, 578 nt
Organism: Nothobranchius furzeri (turquoise killifish)
Lineage: Eukaryota; Metazoa; Chordata; Actinopteri; Cyprinodontiformes; Nothobranchiidae
Gene: rps15
Product: ribosomal protein S15
Biological process (GO): ribosomal small subunit assembly; translation
Cellular component (GO): ribosome; cytosolic small ribosomal subunit
Molecular function (GO): structural constituent of ribosome; RNA binding
Source: RefSeq, a predicted model, not a curated record
UUCCAAAUAACGCAACCCGCGUGACUCUUUCAUGUCCUUCUCGCGAUAUCAGGCGUAACGAGACUUCCGGUCGUUCUUUUCCACCGGAUCGUCGGGCAAGAUGGCGGAUACCGAGAUCAAGAAGAAGCGCACCUUCAGGAAGUUUACCUACAGAGGUGUGGACCUGGACCAGCUUCUGGACAUGUCCUACGAGCAGCUGAUGCAGCUCUACUGUGCCCGCCAGAGGAGGAGGCUGAACCGGGGUCUGCGCCGCAAGCACCAGUCCCUCCUCAAACGCCUGCGCAAAGCAAAGAAGGAGGCUCCUCCUAUGGAGAAACCAGAGGUGGUGAAGACUCACCUGAGAGACAUGGUCAUUCUGCCUGAGAUGGUCGGCUCCAUGGUCGGCGUGUACAACGGCAAGACUUUCAACCAGGUGGAAAUCAAGCCUGAGAUGUGUGGUCACUACCUGGGGGAGUUCUCUAUCACCUACAAACCAGUCAAACACGGACGUCCUGGUAUCGGAGCCACACACUCUUCCCGUUUCAUCCCUCUGAAGUAGACGCUUGUACUCUUGGAAUAAAAACUGGGCUUUUCCUUCA